This is a messenger RNA of Tuber aestivum (summer truffle), 1211 nucleotides long. The record is from the annotation of a GenBank genome assembly. Lineage: Eukaryota; Fungi; Ascomycota; Pezizomycetes; Pezizales; Tuberaceae.
CUUAAGUUACUUGUGAAUCAUUGUAGGAAACCCUUUCUCCCUCUUCUAUUGUCUUCGGUAAUGAUAACAAAGCUUCACGGAAGAUCACUCUCAAGCUCCAUGUCGGUCGCGAGGACAACGGCUAAGGUCCGGAUGUUCCUUGUAUCGGACACGCAUAGCAUGGUGCCAUUACCAGCGUCAAGGGUGUUUCGAAUACCACUGCCAAAAUGUGAUGUGCUCAUACAUGCUGGGGACAUGACCAACACCGGCGAGAUAUUCGGGUUCGAGAGGACCUUGGAUUGGAUCAAGGAAGCCGACGCAGAGCUCAAGAUAAUCAUAGCAGGUAGUGCCCACCCGCACAAUCAAAGCGCUUACGGUAGGAAACUAACAAUCUCCCAAAGGAAACCACGACCUCACUCUGGACUCAGAAUGGUACCGCCACUACGGCCAAUACUUCCACACAACUCCCCAGAACCCGAGCCAACUCUUCGCCUCUCUGCCAUCAAAUAUCCACUACUUAAACGAAGAAUCCCGCACCUUUUCCCUCUCCUCCGGUGCGACCUUCAGAGUCUACGGCUCACCCUGGACACCCGAAUUCGGGUUCUGGGCCUUCAAUUACCCGCACAACAUUGACCGCUGGAACCCAGACCCCGCCGGGCAGCGGAACAAAACCGCUAUGGAUACUGACCCCAUCCCCGAGAACACGGAUAUCUUAAUCACACAUGGCCCCCCACAGGGUUUCCACGACGAGGUAUUUCCUAGUGGCGAAAAUGUUGGGUGUCCACAUUUGAGGAGGGCAAUCGAGAGGAUACGGCCGAGGUUGCAUGUCUUUGGACAUAUUCAUGAGAGACAUGGUGUCACGAGGGUCACGUGGAAGGAGGCGGGAGGCGGGGAGGAGAAGAGGGAGACGGUGGCUGUGCUUGGUGCUGGGGAUAUGGCAGCGCUGGCGAGGAGUUCUGGCGCAUGCCCGGCUUUGGAGGUGGAUGUUUCGAAAUCCGGGCAGGCGCUAACGGAGAAUGAGACGUUGGUGGUUAAUGCCAGUGUCUUGGGGGUGACAAGGGAGGCGAUACAUGCCGGGGUUUUGGUUGAUAUGGAGUUUCCGGUUAUGUAGGGUGGGGAAGGUCCGCUUUAUCAUAGGCUUAGAUAAUGUUAGAGUUGUUAUUUGGCCGAUAGGGUUGAGGGGGGGGGCUCGGUAUUUAGGGAAUAGAAUUGUGAGCUCAUUUAUCGAUUUU